AUGGACGAUGGAUUUGCAUUGAGAGACGAAACAAUUCGUCUUCUAGCAGCAAGAGUGAAGGAGUUGGAACAAGACAAGAUUCAGAGAGAAAGUUGGCCAUUCCAGUUUGGUGAAGCUGAAACCGGAUAUGCUUCCGGAGGGAGAAGAAGAGAUAAGGAUGGUGAUGAAGAGGCUGAGAUGCAUGGUGAUAAGGAGGGUGAUGAAGAGACUGAGAUGCAUGGUGAUAAUGAGGGUGAUGAAGAGACUGAGAAGCAUGGUGAUAAUGAGGGUGAUGAAGAGGCUGAGAAGCAGGGCUUGGAUGAUUAUAAGGGUGAUAAGGAGGGCGAGGACAAUGGUGACAAGGAUGGUGAUGCGGCAGAGGCUGAGAAGGAUGGUGAUGAGGAAGAGGCUGAGAAAGAUGGUGAGAAACAGAUCGAGGCAGAGGCUGAGAAGUUGAUGCAAGAUACUGAAGAGAGAUUUGAUGAUGAUGGAGAUGAGCAAUCUACACUUCAAAUUAUGGCAGACACUGCAGAGAGAUUUGAGAAGGCUGCUGCGGAAAAAGCUGCUGCGGAUAAGACAAAUGAGGUUGUAGAUGAUGAUGAUGCUUUGGAGAAGGAACGUGAGGUUGGAGUUGAUGUUGCUUUAGAGGAGGCAGCUUCGGUUGGAGUUGAUGAUGCUUUAGAGGAGGCAGCUUCGGUUGGAGUUGAUGAGAUGCCAAAGAGGGUGUCCAAGCGUUCUCAUUUGUUGAGGUCUCCUUUUACGCCAAACUGA
Brassica napus (rape) is the source of this 750-nucleotide messenger RNA. Its product is annotated as 30 kDa salivary gland allergen Aed a 3-like. Lineage: Eukaryota; Viridiplantae; Streptophyta; Magnoliopsida; Brassicales; Brassicaceae. The transcript has 2 exons. The coding region runs from base 1 to 750 and encodes 249 amino acids. The record is from RefSeq and is a predicted model, not a curated record.